GCCGCGGGCAGCGUCGCGCAGGCGCGGGGGCGCAGCAAUCGCGCAGCGGCGGCUGCGGCGGCAGGAGGCGGCGGGGUGGCCAUGGCGGCGGGCGAGGGGCUGGUGUCGGUGGACUACGAGGUGUUCGGCAAAGUGCAGGGCGUUUUCUUCCGCAAGUACACCCAGGCUGAGGGUAAGCGACUAGGAGUGGUUGGUUGGGUCAAAAAUACUAGCCACGGCACUGUGCAAGGACAACUUCAGGGUCCAAUGGCCAACGUACGGGAACUCCAGGAAUGGCUCAGAAAGACGGGAAGCCCCCAGUCCCACAUCAGCCGAGCGGAGUUCCGCAAUGAGAAGAAGAUUGAGGCGCUGGAGCACAAGGACUUUACGAUUUUGAAGUAGCUUUGUCCAGAGAACACCAACAUUUGAAGCCUGAGCCACCCUCACAGAGUAGUCUCCUCUUCUCCAUUUGUUGUCAGCUAAUAUUCAGCUAACAGAGAACUUUAUUUUAUUACUGUUCUAAUUUAUUGGCUUGUUUUGCAGUUUGCCUAACUUUCAAGCAUUCAUAAUAUUCUGACAGGUAGGUUGAAGAGUUGUAUUAUCUUUAUUGAAGGGGCUGAUUAGAAGCACAGCCUCUUACUUCUGAAUAUGUGCAGAAUGAGUUUGAAUAGUACAUGGGUAAAAUAAUUUGUAUAGUGUUCUGCUACUUCAAGGAAGUUGUAGAAGUGAUACUAAAUAUUGCUAAAUGGAUAAUUUACAUUAUUUUUUUGUGAUCUAAAUGUCUCAGAAACUAUUUAUUUUGUUCUCUCCCUGGUAAGAAAUUUAUUUAUUUUUUCUUUUGAAUAAAAUUGCUUGGAACUUG
Molecule: messenger RNA, 841 nt
Organism: Dromaius novaehollandiae (emu)
Lineage: Eukaryota; Metazoa; Chordata; Aves; Casuariiformes; Dromaiidae
Gene: ACYP1
Product: acylphosphatase 1
Exons: 2
Coding region: 82-381 (99 amino acids)
Molecular function (GO): acylphosphatase activity
Source: RefSeq, a predicted model, not a curated record